CGAUGUUAAUUUUUUUUUAUUAUUAUUUGUAGAAAAUAAUUUUAUUUGAAAAGAUGAACAUUAAAGACGAAGAUCAUGUAUUACCAUCACCUACUCCCCCAUGGACCGAUGAUGAUAAAGAAGAUAAAAUGAUGGAAGAGGAUAAAGACAGUAAUGGAAUAACUGUGUGUGCUAAUUGUGAAACAACUACUACUCCUUUAUGGAGAAGGGAUGCUAGUGGUAGAACAAUAUGUAAUGCUUGUGGUUUAUAUUAUAAAUUACAUUUAGUACAUAGACCUGCUACCAUGAUGAGAACAGUAAUUAAGAGAAGAAAGAGAUGUUCUGCUAAUGAAAAAGCAGCAGCAGCAGCAACAACAACAACAACAACAACAACAACAAGACCACCAUCAUCAACAACAGUACAAGAAAAACCAAGUCAACGUAGAAAAUCAACUAUUACUGAAAUGGAAGAAGAAAGUCAACAGCAACCAUCUGACAUAUUAAGACGAAGAAGGAGAUCUUUAUCACCUAGUUAUAGACCUGUUAAAUAUACAAAUAAUAGCAAAAACACUAGUUUACCUUCUCCUAAUAAUAAUAAUAAUAAUACCAAUCCUAAUGAUAAUAAUAACGGAGGACAUUCUUUUGUAUUACCUCCCCUUUACCCGCCUUCUUCUACAUCACCAGCAUCCUAUGCUCAUAGCAAUAAUAAUAAUAAUAACACUACUACUACUACUACUUCUACUACUACUAUUAGUCAUCGUUACAUGAUGAAUGAUGAUAUUCAUGUGUGUGCAAAUACAAUCGAAGCUCAAAGGGAAUACAGAAAUAGUUUACAGAGAGAAGUCACACGACUUACAGCCUUAUUAUCUGAUACCGUAGCUAUGUUACAAAAAGUGGACAACGCCAUAGCUAAUCCUAUUCCUCCUGAUCAAAUAUGUCAAAGAUGUAAUAAAUAUCCACCCCCUUCUUCUUUCUUAAAUCUAUCUCGUUCACCACCAGCACAUCAUUUGUCAACCACUCCUCCUCCUAUUACAGCACAACCACCACCUAUUGGCAUCAUGUCACCUUUUGUUAACCGUUCACAUCGUCUUCCUCCUAUCUCAUUAGGCCCUUCACCGAGAACAUUACCCCCUGUGCCUGCUGUUCCUUCAUUUUUACCUUAAAAAAAGAAAAGAAAAUUGCAUAUUUUUUUUUGUAAUAUAUUUUAUAACACUUUGUUAUUUGUUUGUUUGUUCUGUUUAAUUGUACUUUAUUACUAGUUUUUUUUUUUUUUUUUUUUU
This is a messenger RNA of Cokeromyces recurvatus, 1259 nucleotides long. RefSeq lists its product as uncharacterized. The coding region runs from base 54 to 1142 and encodes 362 amino acids. Gene Ontology annotation, biological process: positive regulation of transcription by RNA polymerase II; negative regulation of transcription by RNA polymerase II. Gene Ontology annotation, molecular function: DNA-binding transcription factor activity, RNA polymerase II-specific; zinc ion binding; RNA polymerase II cis-regulatory region sequence-specific DNA binding. Lineage: Eukaryota; Fungi; Mucoromycota; Mucoromycetes; Mucorales; Mucoraceae. The record is from RefSeq and is a predicted model, not a curated record. The transcript has 2 exons.